AUGGCAGGUCACUCGCCGCACGAGAGCCCAAGUGAGACGAUGUCGGCACCUAUGAGUUCCUCCCGCGUCAUGUGGAAGGGGUGCGGCAGCCACCACCCUUCCCAGAACUGGUCCAAGUCACGGCCCAAAACCUUCCAUCGCGAUGACCGCGUCCCCUUCAAGGCCUCGAUGGAGGAUAAAAAGAAGACCCCGGAUGUGAGUUGGGACGACGCGUCUCUUAAAGGAUCUACGUCUGUGCAAAGCAGCGCGCGCGGCAGGGCAUCUCAUGUCUUUGGUAGCAACUCAUCCGCCCUUACGCAGCGACAUCUCGAUCGACAUGUGCGGCGCAGCGGGACGGCGUCGUGUAAACCGGAGGGACCUCCGCAGGGCCACUAUACCAUGGAGGAGUGGGAGUUGAUGCUGGUGUCAGAGGGGAAACAGAGAUUAACAGAGUGCUUCAAUACGUUAAACUCGCAGAGACGUGCUACUAAAGACCACUCAACUGGUGACAUGGCGACGGUGUCCAAAGGCGCACAGGAGACCCUGCAGGGGUGCCACGGUGCAUUGCCCGCCUCCGCCGAAGAGGAAGCAGAAGAAGAACUCAUUGCACGUUUUUACGAGGACCAGAAGGCACGCUGCCGGAAGCAGCCGCCACAGUUGGGCAAUGAACCCCUGUCGCAGCCGUCGUUGACGCGGGCCGGAAAUCCCACGCCCCCGAAUUUUAAAUUGGGCGAUCAGACGCAUGCACGAAACCCGUCCAGCGUGGCGUCAUUGUUCCACACCCCGCACCUCCCACAAGAACUCGCUGUGAGGGAUUACAAGAAAAGUGCAACCGAAAGCGCAGCGAACACAACAGUUCCAGAAACGUCACUUCGUUCCCGACAAAAAUAUAGUGGGGACACAAUUGCAACACUAGAGGAAUUCCGUCUUCAAGUUCUGCAGCAAAAACUUCAACGGUGCACUGAAAUAAAUAAAGCAAACACAACGCCACCUUCUGACAUGCCACAUACGCUACAGAACUCACCCAUUACAACAAGUACAGACACAAAACUGCAACUUCCAAACCACGACAAGACGCAGCCAAACACGAUCCAUGCACAUUUAUUUCCAUCCAUGCCUACUACCGCAGCCACCGUCUACGAAAUAAUCCAUAAUAGCAAAGAGGUCAAGGGUACAGCAAUACCAAACAACAUCACACUCCAACAAGUUACAUUGAUCUUUCAAAAAGAAGCGCGCAGCCGCGAGGACAUUGAGCGGGCAGAGGAAGCAGGGCGCCUUGCUGCCCUUGAAGCCAUGCAGAGCGGUGCAACAGCCAUUGCCUCUGCAGAAGCGUUGGGCCUGACGGAGGAGCGCGGUCGCGAGGACAUUGAGCGGGCAGAGGAAGCAGGGCGCCUUGCUGCCCUUGAAGCCAUGCAGAGCGGUGCA
This is a messenger RNA of Trypanosoma rangeli, 1404 nucleotides long. RefSeq lists its product as uncharacterized. Lineage: Eukaryota; Euglenozoa; Kinetoplastea; Trypanosomatida; Trypanosomatidae. The transcript has a single exon. The record is from RefSeq and is a predicted model, not a curated record. The annotation marks the transcript as partial.